AUGCGGCCAGGACCCGGGCUGGUCGUGAUGGCGCUUGCGUUUAUUUCGGGGGCUCGGCGAGGCACCGGUCAACAGAGCAGCAGUGCCAGUCAGAGUGGCAAGUUGGGCAAAUUUGGAGAAGACAAUACGGAAGGAGACGGAGCGCUAGCGCGGAUCAAUCCGUGGCUUUCGGCGUGCGAUCUGGAGCAGCCCAACUCGGCACCGGAUCUCCAGGGUCAAUGUUCAGCCGGUACACUGCCUGUGGCCUGGAUAAACGAAGGUCCUGGACCGCCACCGCCAUGUGCGACGUUUCGUGCACAUGAUAAAUAUAAUAAUAAUAAUAAUAAUAAAAUUAGCACUAAGCCAUACAAUAUUGAUAAUACUAAAUAUAACAUGGAGAACCGGUUAAAUGAUAAACAACAGUGCCUUGACUAUUUGGGCGAUAAUGGAGAGUUAAGUCCAGCACAAAUUUGUAAAAAGUCGUCACAAAGUAUUGAGACCAAGUUAAAAACAUUACGUUUAAGACAUUGUUGUGAACGUACCGUCGGCAGUGCUUUACACAACGCAGCCUACGCAGACGUGCUGAGCGGCGGGGCCGGCUGCACCGACCGGCUGACCGAGCUGCUGGAGACGGACGCGCUGGCGGCACGGAUCACAUGCGAAUUUACCGAGGUGCUGAUACGGUACGACUGCGGACAGAAGUACUCCAUCAUACACCGCUGUGAGGAUUGUAAGGAGGCAUAUCGAAGGUGGGGCUGCAGUGUUUUUAUACCGUACUUCGCGUCGAGGGAGGACAUCAAAAGUGUUAACAAUAAAACCGGUAAUCGAGACAGUGACCGAGCGACCCAGGGGAAAUCGAACGCCAACCAUGGGACCGCCGCGAACAAGCAGACUGAGCCGAAUUUGAGCGAUGCGAACAAACAGCAACUAGUAAAAAAUAUAUCAAUCACUGUAAAAAGUUCACGCCGAAAACGAGUACGAGUACGACCGUGUCUAAACGUAUGUCAAACCGUAGAGCAAAAGUGUCCGUACAUGCUGCCGGGCGACCGGGCACCAGCCUAUCCGACGCAGUACGCCGGCGAGCCGACGUUUCUCUGUCGAGAUCUUAACAUCGAAGAAACGGGAGAGCAGCUACGUAAGUCGAAUAAUGGUCCGACCGCGUGUUGCUACGACUACUGCAGCUCGAGUCCAGCCGAUGGGCUGUGUGCACGGUGCGAUCCGCUACACAACGACACGGUGCAGGAGGAUGGCGAGCUGGCGUUCAGCAGCGAUCUACCAUCGAUAUCGCCCAGCUGUCCGAGCAUAGCGUCCGCUCCCAGCAGCUCCUCGCAGUCCGAGCAGUGCCGUUUGGCGCAGAUCGCCAUCUCGUCCCCGGACACGACUACCAGCACCGACACCACCGCCACCACGACCACCAGCACACCCAGCAGCAGCAAUAGGGGAGCAACGGCAUCCAGCACGGCCAUGACACUUCCAUCAUCCACCUCGCCAUCGUCAUCGCCAUCGAGGGCACUGUCGUCGCUGUUGAGGGCUCUGUGCGCCCUCGGGUCAGUGUACCGGACGCACACCGGUGGUGUGCACUCGUGGGCUGCCCUUUUGGUGAUGCUGACCGCGGGGCCCGAGUUCGCCAGCUGGACGAAACAGCUGGUGCAUCUGCUGGUCGUGUUAUAGCUCACGGUGCGGGGGCUUCGGGUGAUUGCACGCUCGGUGUAGCCUUCCCGGAUGCUCCCCAGCGGGCCCCGCUAGCCCGGCCUUGGCAGCUAUGCUGCAGCACCGUGCUGAUAGGUGUAGAGCGGGCCCGCUCAGGACGAUACGAAAGUGACGUAGUAACAAGAGAGAAGAAGAAAACAAAACGGCACAACAUCCCGCCAACAAACGCUGUUCAACCGGUAAGGCGUCUCCAAAUGUUAUAAGUAGGAAAUAUCAACCACAUUGUUCAACAUUCACCAGACAGUCAGAAAAUGAAACCCCAAAAAUAAAUUGCAGUAAACGCCAAAACAAAACAAAACGAUGCCAAACCGACCAGAAUAAAAAAAACAAACGGUGUACGGUUAAGACGUUUCCAAAAAUACAAAAAACAUAAACGUUCGUGUUCUGACGGAAGAAAAAUGCAAAGUGAGAAAAAAGACAGCAGUAUAACUAGAGUGCAGAACAAACUUAACACACACAGAAACUCGCUCGCAAAGAGUUAAAAACAGAUAAACAAAACACAUCCAAACUCAUAAACGACGUGUAGCGCAAUAAACAAAGAAAGAAAGAAACAAACAAACAAUUUAACAAAUUAUCGAAUUAGAAAACGGAACGACUCCGGGUAGCAGAAGCAAAAGGAUUCAAGGGAAGAAAACAGAAUCCAAAAGCAACUCGGAUCAUUCCAACGGGAUUCUUCAGCGGAAACGGGUGGUGAGGUGAAUGAUAGGAAAAGGAUAAAGAAAAACGUAUAUAUACAUAUAUAUAUAGGUGAUCGAAAAAGAGUUAAACUGAAUAGAAUUUUGGAACGCAUUAAAAAGAGGUAACGAAAAAGCUUAAUAAAUAAGCAGUUCACCGAAACCGAAGGCAGUAAGGUAACAGGUAUUGAGGACGUGAACAUAGGAGAAAACAAAUAUUAUGCUGGAUUCAACUAAAAGUGCACUAAAUUUUCAAACACGGGCGCCAAGAUAUCGAAGUGCACGCGGUCUAACUUGCUCCCAGCAGGCCCGCAAGGGGAAAUUUGUGUUGGAGCAACAUAAACGUAUACAAUAAAGUUCCAAAAAUGGAAACGAAAUAACCAGCACGAGCGAAGACGGUAAAGCUGAAAUGAAAACAACUGUAUGUAACAAGAGGGGAAACCACAAACACGACAACUGAUGGACAAUUUAGGUGAAAUAUUGAAAUUACAUUAUUGCUAAGAUUAAGAAGAGGAAAUAAGAAUGUUAAACAUAGGUAUAGUGGAGAAAACCCAAAAAAACACGCAACUUACUGGAAUCCAAUGUUGGUUGGCGACAUGGUAUGGUUACAAUUUAUCGACAUUACACCAAAACUAUGAAAGAAGUAGUGCGCACGGGUGAAACUAUUGUGUUAAAACUGCUCCUAUUCGGUGUGUCGUAGGCUUUGCCUUUUAGGAAGAGGCACACUGGAAAACUUGGACAGGGGCGUUGGGUGCAUGUUGGUUGUUAGCCUGAAACCAUCAGUGAGCUCUGCUGUUGGCCGAAGGAACAAAGUGGGAAUGUCCGUGUACAGAGCAGGAGAAAACAGUGUUAGUUUUGUUUGUUGUGAUGUGGGAAAUUGUUGUUUUCGCGGUGAACCGUUUUUGUUAUUUGUGUUGAUAAGUUUUUGUGCAUUGGCUCCCACCGAAUCAGCGAGCCAGCAGAAAGAGGCUGAUGGAGUUUAUAGUGAUAAACAAGCAAACGGGAAUGAAACAAAAGAAAAACCGCAAACCGAACAAAGAAUUCCUGUAGACUACAAAUUUCAUGCUACAACUACCAAGUCGAAUGAUCGCAGGAAUAUGAGAUGUAUUCUAGUAGAUUUUACUCAACCUUCCACUAGCGAACUUCUCUCAAUGCGUCUAAUGAGAAGACUGGAUGGAACUCGGUAAUGGACAAACCAUCCUCGUACACGUACAUACACACACACAAACUCAAAUAUACACACUGUCACCUUCGCUCACCUUCAACCACAUAGUCAAAGAGUACACAGUACACCAUCAUACAAUAUAUUAACUCUUUAACCUACUAGCAAUGCAUCGUUGAAAGUGUAACCAAGUCCCACAAGAAGGGUAGCACGCGGGAGGAACAUGAAUCAGCCGAGUGACACAACAGGGUGUGCUUCCCACAGGCGAAAAAUCAGAUUUAAAGAAAUAACACUAGCUGUAAUUAGGAACUCCUAACAACACACCAACGUACCACGUUUGCAUAGAACGACGAUGGACCUCUAGGAAAGCAAAUCAAGCGAUGAACAAAAGAUAGGUAAACCAAACCACGUACCAUAAAACUCAAUCGGCAGAAGUUUGUCAGGGUGUAUAGCACGCUUUGGAAAAGGAAAAGUGCGAAACAAAAGAAAGUCUUGGCAAAAGAGAAAGAGAGAAAAGUGAGCAGAAAGUGUGGAAGAG
Molecule: messenger RNA, 4063 nt
Organism: Anopheles coustani
Lineage: Eukaryota; Metazoa; Arthropoda; Insecta; Diptera; Culicidae
Gene: Mid1
Exons: 5
Coding region: 1-1650 (549 amino acids)
Biological process (GO): calcium ion import across plasma membrane
Cellular component (GO): plasma membrane
Molecular function (GO): stretch-activated, monoatomic cation-selective, calcium channel activity
Source: RefSeq, a predicted model, not a curated record